GUGGUACCCUGUACUUCUUCAUCUUUAUUCCACAAACAUGCAAUUGCAGGGGCGGGAUGAUACCGAUAAGAGAGAAUAUGAUCACAGUAUCAAUUUAUUCUGGAAAGAACCGAACGGAGACAGACAUAACGCCCUUGAUGGUACUUAAUUUACAAGUAGUACCUGUAGAAUCAAUGCUGUUCUACUGUAGAAUCUUAGAAGUUCUUCUUGUCAUGUAGUUCUUGUUUUUAUAGUUCUUGGAAAGAAAGAAUGUAUUCGACGCGGCGAAUCGGGCAGAACCCGGGAGCAAGCUUAAUAAGAAAGUAGUAAAAAGCGUCCAGUGUAACACGCUUAAGAAGAUUUUCACAUCAAAAGAGGUAAGACUACAAGAAGGUCGAAAAAAUGGGUGUCCUCGCACGUGCCAAGGGCAAGACGGUCGCGAAGCAAGUCCGCAAACAGGAGCAACGCGAUGUCUGCGUCUUAUGCGGCGACCGAGUGAAGGAUUUAGAUGCGCAUAUGAAGCAAAGCCACGGCUUCGUGUGUCCUUUCUGUAAAAAGAGACAUGGCAACAAAUUAGCGUGGGCGAACCACAUCCGAGACAUCCACGGAACCAGUACAAAAGAUGCGGAGAAGUUGCAAGCCGGUGGUGGUUUGUUCUGUACUAGCAUCUCUAUGUCAGCUAGCUCUAGAGGAGGUCUAGGUCUGGGCUGUGUUGACAAGAACGCAGGCUCAUCUACGUCUUUUAGAAGUACUACCUGUGCUGUGUCAUCAACUGCUUUGAGUGCUGGUUCUUUUGGGACCAUUUUAUCAACGUCUGCUUCCAGUGCAGGGGCUAGCGCCAAGAGAGGUAAGCGACAAUUGCGGAGAACAAAUAAGGUGUAUGGAGUUGUCUCCUCUUCAAGUUGUACUAGUUCAAAUGUCCUCGGAGAAAGCAGUUUCUUUGGAUCUACAUCAUCAUUUUCAAAAAUACUUGGCGGACAAGGACAACCAGGAGCAGGAGGAGUAGCAACUUCCUCAAGUGCGCCACCCAGUGCGUGUACGUCGCCGAAGAACUUCUCCAACCUGAGUCAUUUCGACCAUCAGAACCGCAACAAAACACUAGCACCUCACUUAUCGGCUUCGCUAGCAACUACUACCUCCCAUGCUUCCAAAAAUGCCACUAAUACGUCGAGUAACAAGAAUAAAGCUCUACUAGCAAGAAGUAAAACUAGCGGAUCAGUGUUUACUCGUUUUGCCAAUGCAGGCAGUAGCGAUGACGAAGAUGCUGAUGUAGGGGAUAUCGACACGACUGCUCUGCUAGAUGACGGAUUUUCUAGCCGCAGUAGUGCUGGAUUUCAGCAUCUUCAGUCUGCGUCGUCCAACAGGUCUGUAUCCGCGGCUAGUAGUUCUAGUACAGCAGCUAGUAGUUCUAGUACAUCCGAUACAUCCUCGACGACAGCAGCUUCUUCGACUAGUAGUGUACUACAACUAGGAGCAUGCAGCGCGACUCUGCAACGCUCAGCGACAAUGCAUAGUUACAUGUCGGCUCCCCAUCAGCCACGGGAGUUCAAUGCGUUCAAAAGCGUAGUUGUGAACUCUAGUACGGCGAAUAUGGUUCCACAACCGGGUAUGCGACAUUUGGAGGAAGGCGACUUUUUUGCUUCGGCUAUGGCGAAUUCGAACUCGAUGUCGAUGAGCGGAGCAACGUCAAUGAUGAACAGCAUCAUCGGUACUACUGGAGGAAUCUUCCAGCAUUCUACGACCUCGAUGAGUGGAACAAGUGCCUUGCAUCAGCAUAACAGUUCCCCAGCACUUUUCGGAUAUCCACAAGGAAGCAGCACAUCUUUGAGGUUUAACAUGGACGAGCAUGCUACGUCGUUUGGUAGGGCAGAGUUCGGUAGCUAUGCCACGGGUGCGCCGAUGAUUCCAGACAUCGAGGACGACGACCUGUAACUGUAAGAAGAACUGCACAGUGCUGGUGGCAUUGAUCAACAUGCUACGUUGGGGCACUUGCUGUUUUGAGGGGUUAGAAUUGGCACAGCUGAACUUGGAUCAUUGCGACUUUCGAUUCGUAACAAGGCCUUCCAUGUUUAUGUACUAUCCACCAGUACUAGAUGUUCAUCGACGCGAGCUCGAGUAUUAAGUAUAUUACAGCAUCUUACAACGUACGAGAUCCCGCGAACCUAAUUCCUUACCCCAAAUGAAAUCCUCACUGCAAGAAGAACUUUCACGCGACAAGAAACGGAAGUAUGCGCUCAACAU
Messenger RNA from Amoebophrya sp. A25, 2220 nucleotides. The record is from the annotation of a GenBank genome assembly. NCBI's taxonomy places the organism in Eukaryota, Dinophyceae, Syndiniales, Amoebophryaceae.